ACUUUUAUGUACUUCAAUUGAAGAGUUAGGCGGUGAAGCAAGAUUUCACAUAGCCGACGAAAUAAAGCGAGUUUGACUUAAUCUGUUUGUCAGUCAUUAAGAUAUUUAGGUUUUACCAUAUAUCAAGCAGAUAAGAUGAACCCAAGUUAUAAAGAUAUUGGGGAAUACUUUGCCAAACAAUACUACCAGAUGUAUGACACAGGGAACAUAGAUCAGCUAGCCUCUAUGUAUCAUGACUCUGCUCUAUUAACAUUUGAAGGUGAUCAGAAACAAGGAAAAGAAGCAAUACGAGCUAAACAUGGCGUCUUGGCAGCUAAGACAUGCCAUAACAUUACAACAAUAGAUUGUCAGCCAACUUAUAAUGACAAUGGAGUUACAGUUUCUAUUGUUGGACAAAUAAAGACUGAAGGAGAGGAUAAAGUGCUUGGAUUUACACAUAUGUUUAUAAUACGGCCAUUCGAAGAUGGGAACUUUUACAUAACCAACGAAGUUUUUCGACUGGCGUUGCAUAACUUUUAGACUCGAAACAGAAACUUAUUGUCAAUAAUGAUGUUAUAAUGUUCUAACAUGGUGUAACAGUUUUCAUCCAGUUGAAAUUCUGAUAUAGGAUACAAAGUUUUAUGAAAGUGUUUUCUUUUAUGUCAUAUUUAUUUCCUGUCGGUUCUUUUUAACAAACGAAAGAUGCAUUGAUCGGUAUUAUUUUCUGAUGGCAUUCUCCAAAUGUUUGAAAGGAAUUUAUUUGUUCAUUUUUAAAAAAAAAAUUAUUUGAUCAAAACAUGUUUGUAGAACAACUUACAGAAAUAUCAUAGUCAGGAUAUUCGUAUAUGUAAUGAAGAUCAUGUAACUAAGGUUAUUUUGUGUGCGUGUGUGAUUUUUAAAAAAUCAUAAUGUAUAAUAUGUCAGUUAUAUAAAAGGUAUUGUUUUUUAGCUCACCAGAUUCAAAGGUUCAGGGUUUGUUACAACUUAGGAUUGGGAGAGGUUAAGAGCUUGUUGGAACUAUCAAUUCAUGUGUUGUGUUGGCAAGAUUCAGACUUGGGUCUGUAGUGGCUUGAAUGUAUUACAGUCUUCCCUCUAGCUUGGCAAUCUAACUACUUGCAGUUGUUUUUACCUAUCAAUGCAGCUAAAAUUAGAGAAGCUUUAAAUCAACUUUUAAUGAACAAAUAUAUAGAUCAUUAGCGAAUUCAUUUAUAUGGUUAAUUAGUAAAUUCAAAAUGAAUAAUCUUUUAACAGUGCUCUUUAAACUUUAAUGUUAAUAUUUUUUUAGGAUCAGAUCUGAAAUAAAUUCCAAACAAACUUUAAAGGACUCCACUGAAUUGUUCUUUUUUUAAAUAAAAAAAAAUAAUUUUUUUGAGAUUCAUGGUCCAUUUGAUGUAGGUCCAGACCAAAAAAAUCAGAUUAUUCACUUACAAUGUUUUUCCAGAUAAGUAUUCUAAUUGUGAAAAAUGACCAGAAAAUGAAAAGCAUUGCAACGCUUUCACUAACAUUGAGCUAAGAAUAGCACAACAAUGCAAUUUUCAGUUUAUUUCUGAUUAUAUUUCUGAAUUAUCUUAUGCAUAUCUUUCAGAUUUAAUUGGUGCACCAGAUUUUGUAAGACAUUCAAAAUUCAUGUUUUUAGGCUUUGUACCUCAGGGGAGUUCCUUUAAAUCUCAUUUGAAGGCUGAUAGUUCAAGUUAAGGGGAUGAUGUUCAAGCAAAACACAAAUUAAUUUUUGAGGAGAAAGAAAAUAUAUAUCCAUGUGAAUCCAUAACAAACAGAAAGAACGUCACCAAGGAUAUUCUUGCCUUAUAUUAUUCUUUUUAGCUGUUUUGAUUAUAGUAAAUAAUUAUUUGAGUAAUUUUUCAACAUGAAUAUGUAGUUAAGUCUUUAUCAAAGUUUGUUUAGAGCUGUCAUUGAAAGAAACAACGUUGCUGUAUCUUUGAUAAUUUUCUGUCCCUGGAGUAUCAACACAGAUUUUGAAAUAUAUAAUAAGAUAAUUUUGACACAGUAAUUUUAAAUGUCUAGAAAUGACAAAAAUUCACCCCAAGCAAACAGUUGCCACGUCAAAAGGCCAUGUCUAAAACUAUACCGUCCUUUAAUGAACAACUUUUUUUAAUCCUUUGUUCAUAGCAAUGAGGCCCACAGGGUAGAUUGCCUUUGUUGCAACUGUGAAGCCUCUUUCAAUAAAGACUUAUAUAAAAGAGCCAAAAAAAAAUAUGCAGAGGGGAUUUAUAAACAAAACAAAUCCUAAUAAUAUGCACAAAAUAUGUAAUUUACUGAAUUUUAAUAUGGAAACAUAUGGAGAGUGAUAUAGAUAAAUAAUAUUCAGUAUAUUCGUAUAAUGUCUGUCAUUCCAGAUCGAUAUAUUGUUAAUACGCUUUGGACUGAAUCAGUGACGGCUGUAGUUUAAAAAUCACUAGUUCUGCUGAUUUUAUAUCAUCACUCCUCAAAUAAGUCAAUAUUAACUCUCUUUAACCUGUUACUUUGGUGAUUGACUUUAAACUAUAUGUAUCAUGUCCUUAUACAAUGUAAGGAUCCCAACUACCCUUGUUGGUAAUUACUCGAGGGGAUGUUUGUUGUUUCAUAGAAAUAAAAUUAUAGCUUUUCUUGUAGAGUGAUAAUUUGUGUUUCUUGCUUUAAAUCUAUGAAAUUUGCUUUAGAUUUUACUGUUCUAUUUCUUAUUAACCAGUAGGCACUGAUAUAAUCAAAAGAGCAAUUGCAUUUCAUUGACUGUUGAACUAAAAUAUGAUGUACUCUUCAGCCAGGCAAUUUUUAUUGUUGUACAUGUAUAAUGUACGGACCUGUAUACUAUGUGUAUAUUUGAUAAAUUUUGUUGAUGGUGUUAGGAUCUGUGUUAAUUCUGAUAAACAACUGAAAUAUCUGCUAUCCAGUGAUUGUUUUACAUGUAUCAUUAAUAAUUUUAUCAUUAAAAUGCCAAGAUGUGAUUUUUACCAUCAAUUUUCAUCUGAAUGUGAAUUCAAUUCUGAUUUUUAGUUAAAAUGUAAACAAGAAGUGAUAAACAUUAUCAAAAAAUUUAUUUUAUAAUGCUAUAAACUAUGAUAAAGUCUGUAUUAAGCAUAUACAAGUAUGAAUGAUUAAAUUGUAGAUUUUAUUGUAGAAUAUUACUCGUUGUAAAUCUAUAUGUAUCUUGUAUUCCUGUACUGGAAACGGUCCAUUGCCUCAUUACACAUAAUCACUGUAAUCGCAUGUUGACAUGGAAUGUUUGUAUAACAUACAUUAACAGAUUCUCCAAGAUUAACUGACAUCCCUUAUAUUAAGAAUGUUAUGGAACGUUUUUAUGUGUAUUUUUUUCAGGCAUCUUUCCUACUUGUUUUGAAAUUGUGGUUACACAUUAUCACGAAGGACAGAAUUACACUUGUUCUCAGUUCAUCUUGGAAGAGUUGAUGUAACUUUUCAAGUGUGCAUUUACUGUUUUGUUGGCUUGUGUUUCAAUCUAUGCUCAUAUCACUUAUGCCUCAUGAAUAUUAAAUCUGAAAAUAAUGA
This is a messenger RNA of Ruditapes philippinarum (Manila clam), 3480 nucleotides long. RefSeq lists its product as uncharacterized. Gene Ontology annotation, biological process: protein import into nucleus. Gene Ontology annotation, cellular component: nuclear pore central transport channel. The transcript has 4 exons. Lineage: Eukaryota; Metazoa; Mollusca; Bivalvia; Venerida; Veneridae. Bases 136 to 519 code for a protein of 127 amino acids. The record is from RefSeq and is a predicted model, not a curated record.